Molecule: messenger RNA, 3109 nt
Organism: Chelonus insularis
Lineage: Eukaryota; Metazoa; Arthropoda; Insecta; Hymenoptera; Braconidae
Gene: Drl-2
Product: Derailed 2
Exons: 9
Coding region: 279-2111 (610 amino acids)
Biological process (GO): cell surface receptor protein tyrosine kinase signaling pathway; protein phosphorylation; axonogenesis
Cellular component (GO): signaling receptor complex; plasma membrane
Molecular function (GO): ATP binding; protein tyrosine kinase activity
Source: RefSeq, a predicted model, not a curated record
UCGUCGACGACACAUUUUAGUAUCAACCCUCGAUCUAUUCAACCGUACUCCGAGUUCCACGUGAUUUUUAUUUAACUCCUUUUUCACUUGAAUAAAAGUAAUUCAAUUUUCAAAAAUAAUAUUCAAUUAAAGUUUUUUUUGUCUUCCAUGUGGAUAAAGAUAUGACAGUGCGAUGUUAAAAUUGGAAAUGGGAAGAUCCCGAAAAAAAUGAAUCAGUGUGGACUAAAUAUAGACACUUUAUUUUGUCAUUCGAUAUUUUAUUUCUCAUAUAGAAACCGAUGCCCUCAUGGCACAUAAAUAUAAAAUGUGGCGAUAGUUCGAUCCUUUAUUGGAUCAAAGAACGAUGUGACAAAAUGCAGUGCCGGAUACCCGUGAAAUUUCUUCAUCUCUGCAGUUUACUUUUUCUUGUUCUUAUUGGGUACUGUGACGGCUACCUAAACAUAUUCAUCAGUCAGUCACAAGUAAUGAAGCUGAUGGGUCUCGAAGCUGAAUUAUUUUACGUAAGAGAGGGCGUUCCAAACACUUAUGCCAUGACUUUCGUCGUCCCAGUGCCAGCAAACAUAGCUGAUCUUGAAUUUUCUUGGCAAAGCACAGCAGGAGUUCCCCUACCAUACUCUAUGGAGCUGGAUUAUGAUGUCGUCGGAGUGCAGGGCGGUAACCCUGAAGCAGUGGCUCUCUUACGACCACAAGUCAACGUUUCAGCGAAAGGGGAAGUGCCUGUGACACUUCAAGUCUUCAGAAUCAGAAUCCCUUGUUCGGGUCUUGUGAGUGCCGAGAUCCCCAUGGCUUUACGGUUAAACGUUUCUGCACCGCCAGGCACUAAGUACAACGACACUUCCUUAGUCUUUAAAAGAAAUAAAAUAUGCCUAAAAGGUGUUGAGGCGCCAUCAAGCAACGAUUCGAUCCGUUUGGAAGCUCCUCUUGUUAAUGGAACUGGUGCUCUUUACGUAGCUGCCACCUGCGCGUGUGCAUUUAUUCUCGUAGUUGGAAGUGUCGUUAGUGCUCUUUACGUACGAAAUAGCAAAGCUCGAGUACAAGAGUCACAGAAGACGUUACCAUGCUGUAGUUACUCAGCAGCCGGGACAGGCGGUCUAACCGGAAGUUCAGUGCUCGUAAGGGUAGAUCCAAGACCAGGAAGUGCUAACUCCGGAAGCUACGCGACUAUCGCAGACCUCGAGCCUUUGUACGCAAGACCGUGCGGUUCCAGAGCGAGCUAUUACGCGGCCAGUCACGUCACAAAUGUCAGUCAGACCACUGAUCCUUGUGAUAAAGCAAGAGCAAUGGCCAUACCAAGAUCAGCUCUUCAUUGUCGAAGUGUUGCUCAAGAGGGAACGUUCGGAAGGGUUUAUAAGGGCACAUUAAAUGUUGCGGGACGAGAGCAAGAAGUUAUUAUCAAGACUGUCACAGAAGUGGCUUCUGCAUAUCAGGCAUCCCUUUUGGUGGUGGAAGGGUCGCAAUUAGCAGGGCUAGUACAUGGAAAUAUAGCAUCAUUGGUAGCAGCAUGCUUAGAUAGUCCAUGUCCGCUUCUUGCUUAUGCAAGUUCAUCGAGUGAACUGAAUCUAAAGACCUACCUUACCGAUGGUAUUCAUCACCCAGUCACUAGAGACCUGGUGAACGUUGGUGUUCAAGUUGCAAGAGCUGGCGCGUUUCUUCAUGGACGUGGUCUUUUACAUAGGGAUAUAGCAGCACGGAAUUGUCUCAUGGAACCUAAUAGUUUUCGAGUACGUCUAGCAGAUGCUGCAUUAGCACGAGACUUAUUUCCUCAGGAUUAUCACUGUCUCGGAGACAAUGAAAACCGCCCAAUCCGUUGGAUGGCCUUGGAGAGUCUUGAACACAAUCAGUACAGCACGGCAACGGAUGUGUGGUCAUUUGGGGUUUUCUUGUGGGAAUUGGCAACAAUGGGCGGGCAACCUUAUGUGGAGGUGGAUCCCUUUGAAAUGAUGGCUUGCUUAAGAGACGGCUACCGACUUGUUCAACCCCGCCCCUGUCCAGAUGAACUUUUCGCUGUAAUGGCUGUCUGCUGGCUUGGAAUAGCAAGAGAUAGGCCAACAAUGCCGCAACUUCUUGCAUAUCUGCAAGAAUUUCAUGAUGCUCUUGGGGGAUUUAUUUGAAGUGUCUUAUCCUCAUUAAGAAAGAUAUCAAGUUUUUGGUUUAAAGAUUAAAGUCAUCCACAAAUACCCCAGAAUCUGCAGAUAAAAAAAUAUUAGUGACCAGUCGAUUCAAUUUACCACGACGAUCAAUUGAUCCAAAUGAUGAAGGAUUCAUUUUUCUUGAUAGUCUAUAUAACUUUUCUAUAUAACGAAUUGGAUUCCGCGAGGACAAUGGUAUGGACUAGAUGGAAUUUUGAUGGAAUUGGCUUUCUAUUCUCUUGCACUUCCCCUCUUAUCACUCUAGAGUUAUCCCAAAGUCGUUUAGGGGAUGAUUCAAAGACGAAAUAACCUUAAGAUGCUUCUAACGUUGAGACGAAGGAAAUCGACGAUUUUUUAUUCAAGACGAUUUGCCACAACGCCGCGCACUGGUUUCUUCUCGGCACACAGCCAGAGAGAACAAGAAAAGAUUAAGGGGUUGAGACAGGGUGGGUUAUAAAUUGCGUCUCGAAAGUGGCGCGUUAGUGGUCCAAAAAGGCAUUCCAUGACAGGAGGAAAAAUGAAAAAAUAAGAACGAAAGUAGAAGGAGUAUAGGUAUAUGGAGUUUAUGGAGAAGAGAAAAAGAGGAAUGGUUCAUUUCUUCGUGUCGUAAAGAGACGCGAGGAAGUCAAGAAAGCCGAAAGAAGAAUUGGAGCCACGCACAAGGAAUAUUGAUAAAAAAAUCUAUAAGGAUUUAUAUGGACUUUUAUAUAUAUAGAUAUAAAAAAAAAUAUAUAUAUAUAUAUAUAAAGUAUUGCCCUCGUAUCGGGUGGUAUUCCAAACGCUGAAAGUAAAAGUUGUGCUAAUCGAAGCUCAACCAUGAGCUGCUUUAAUCAAACCGUAUCUCAAGUCUGAUGAAAAUCAAAUAGCGUGGAAUUGAAUAAUAUCAGCAAUACAGUUUUCAUAUUGGUAAAUAUUUUUUUUUGUUCAAAUUAUUAAAUACAAAUACUUCUUUUUACAAACAUAUCUCUAAUCGUUUGCGC